CGGGGCUGUCGUCGCUUUACGGCCGGCCUUUGUCCGUCUGAGGGACUGGAGGCGAUGCUGUCGGCGAGCAAGAAGCUCCUGGCGGCUGCGGCGUCGGAGUCGGUGCCGGUGGGCGGCGGAGGCGGCGGCGAUGGCUGCGCUGAGGCCCCGGUGCCGCCUGCGCCGCCUCCUCCCCCGCCGCCUCUCUCCGGGCCUCUGGGCCCCGCUGAGGGCGGAGGCGGCGCGGGGGCCUCGGAGCGCACGCCCCGCAAGAAGGAGCCUCCGCGGGCCUCGCCGCCCGGGGCCUUGAGCGAGCAGCUGCCCGCGGGGUCCGCCUCCGCCCCUGGGCCAGGCCCCGCCGCCGCCGCCGCCGCCCCCGACUCCGCCGGCAUCGCCGAGACGCCCGAAGGCCGCAGGACCAGCCGCCGGAAGAGGGCCAAGGUGGAAUACAGAGAAAUGGAUGAGAGCCUUGCUAACCUUUCCGAAGAUGAGUAUUAUUCCGAAGAAGAACGAAAUGCUAAAGCGGAGAAAGAAAAAAAGCUUCCUCCCCCUCCUCCCCCUCCUCCUCCUGAGGAAGAGAACGAAAGUGAGCCAGAAGAACCAUCCGGGCAAGCAGGAGGACUUCAAGACGACAGUUCUGGAGGGUAUGGAGACUGCCAAGCAUCAGGUGUGGAGGGGGCAGCUUUCCAGAGCAGACUUCCACAUGAUCGGAUGACAUCACAGGAAGCAGCUUGUUUUCCAGAUAUUAUCAGUGGACCACAACAGACUCAGAAGGUGUUCCUUUACAUCAGAAAUAGGACGUUACAGCUUUGGUUAGAUAACCCAAAGGUUCAGUUGACAUUUGAAGCCACACUGCAGCAGUUGGAAGCACCUUACAACAGUGACACCGUGUUAGUUCACCGAGUACAUAGCUAUCUGGAACGGCAUGGCUUAAUAAAUUUUGGCAUCUACAAAAGAGUAAAGCCUCUUCCAACUAAGAAGACUGGCAAGGUGAUCAUUAUUGGUUCCGGAGUCUCUGGUCUGGCAGCAGCUCGCCAACUACAAAGCUUUGGGAUGGAUGUCACACUUCUAGAAGCAAGGGAUCGUGUAGGGGGCAGAGUGGCUACUUUUCGCAAAGGAAACUAUGUUGCAGAUCUAGGAGCCAUGGUAGUUACAGGACUUGGAGGAAACCCAAUGGCUGUGGUGAGCAAGCAAGUAAACAUGGAAUUAGCAAAAAUAAAACAAAAAUGCCCUCUUUAUGAAGCCAAUGGACAAGCAGUUCCAAAGGAAAAAGAUGAAAUGGUAGAGCAAGAGUUUAAUCGUUUGCUGGAAGCCACUUCAUAUCUAAGCCACCAGCUGGACUUUAAUGUCCUCAAUAACAAACCUGUCUCUCUGGGUCAAGCUUUGGAAGUUGUCAUACAAUUACAAGAGAAGCAUGUGAAAGAUGAACAGAUUGAACACUGGAAGAAGAUAGUUAAAACUCAAGAAGAACUUAAAGAUCUCCUUAAUAAGAUGGUGAACUUAAAAGAAAAAAUAAAAGAACUCCACCAGCAAUACAAGGAGGCAUCCGAAGUGAAACCACCACGAGACAUCACCGCAGAGUUCCUUGUGAAGAGUAAGCAUAGAGAUCUUACUGCUCUCUGCAAGGAAUAUGAUGAGUUGGCAGAAACACAAGCAAAACUAGAAGAGAAGCUCCAGGAACUAGAAGCCAAUCCUCCAAGUGAUGUUUAUUUAUCGUCAAGGGACAGACAGAUUCUUGACUGGCAUUUUGCAAACCUUGAGUUUGCAAAUGCCACACCUCUUUCUACACUGUCACUGAAGCAUUGGGACCAGGAUGAUGAUUUUGAAUUCACAGGCAGUCAUCUGACUGUGAGAAAUGGCUAUUCAUGUGUGCCUGUGGCUCUAGCAGAAGGGUUGGACAUUAAAUUAAAUACAGCUGUUCGGCAGGUUCGCUACACAGCAUCAGGAUGUGAAGUGAUAGCUGUCAACACUCGCUCCACUAGCCAGACAUUUAUUUAUAAGUGUGAUGCUGUUUUGUGUACUCUUCCUUUGGGAGUACUGAAACAGCAACCUCCUGCGGUACAGUUUGUUCCUCCUCUUCCAGAGUGGAAGACUUCUGCUGUGCAGAGAAUGGGAUUUGGAAACCUUAACAAGGUUGUGCUAUGUUUUGACCGUGUGUUCUGGGACCCAAGUGUUAAUUUGUUUGGUCAUGUUGGCAGCACAACAGCCAGCAGAGGAGAGCUUUUCCUCUUUUGGAAUCUUUACAAAGCACCAAUUCUUCUGGCCUUGGUGGCAGGUGAAGCAGCUGGAAUCAUGGAGAACAUCAGUGAUGAUGUCAUUGUUGGACGCUGCCUUGCUAUUCUCAAGGGCAUUUUUGGUAGCAGUGCUGUUCCUCAGCCCAAGGAGACUGUGGUAUCUCGUUGGCGGGCUGAUCCUUGGGCCCGAGGAUCGUAUUCCUAUGUAGCAGCUGGAUCUUCGGGAAAUGACUAUGACUUGAUGGCUCAGCCGAUUACUCCAGGGCCUGCUAUCCCAGGAGCUCCCCAGCCAAUUCCUCGUCUGUUCUUUGCUGGAGAACACACAAUUCGCAACUACCCCGCAACUGUUCAUGGAGCUUUGCUGAGCGGACUGAGAGAAGCUGGGCGCAUUGCAGACCAGUUUCUUGGUGCCAUGUAUACUCUUCCUCGCCAAACCACUCCAGUGGCAUCUACACAGCAGGCUUCUACAAUGUAAAGGUACAAGAUGCUUGAAGUGCUGCAAUGGUCUCUGAACAGUAGACCUGUGAUUAGAAGCAAGUGGUCUUCAUGGUCUUGUAGCACUACCAAUCAGAAAACAUAGAUCGGAGUCAGAAGGAUCACUCCUGUCAAGUGACCCUCCGAAGACAUCCAUCAUCUGAGAAUGCAGUCACUCACUGCUAGCCUAACCAAAUCUGCGGGAGUGGUGCUUGUGGUCCCUGGAAUACAGAGUCCUUGUCUUUCUUGAGCGGAAUCUAUUUUGGUACAGAUGUCGUUUGGGGUUAGUUUGUUUCCAGAGUUUAGAAUUCCUGUAACUUAGCUGCUUUGGUAAUUGAAGUGAGAUUGUCUUAUAUAGAUUUUGUUUUGGAAAACAGAAGUAAAACAUGCUUUUUUAAAAUUAAAACCACACACACAACAAUCUAAAACAUCAGAAGUGUUCCUUUUUCAUUGACACUGAGGGAGACUGCCAUGCUGUACUCUCUCCUUUUUACAGAAAAAAUUAAAAAUUUUGCCAGCU
Molecule: messenger RNA, 3207 nt
Organism: Sceloporus undulatus (fence lizard)
Lineage: Eukaryota; Metazoa; Chordata; Lepidosauria; Squamata; Phrynosomatidae
Gene: KDM1A
Product: lysine demethylase 1A
Exons: 20
Coding region: 55-2688 (877 amino acids)
Biological process (GO): regulation of DNA-templated transcription
Cellular component (GO): nucleus
Molecular function (GO): protein binding; oxidoreductase activity; flavin adenine dinucleotide binding
Source: RefSeq, a predicted model, not a curated record